This is a messenger RNA of Paraphaeosphaeria sporulosa, 1557 nucleotides long. Its product is annotated as general substrate transporter. The transcript has 2 exons. Bases 1 to 1557 code for a protein of 518 amino acids. Gene Ontology annotation, biological process: carbohydrate transport; transmembrane transport. Gene Ontology annotation, cellular component: membrane. Gene Ontology annotation, molecular function: carbohydrate:proton symporter activity. The record is from RefSeq and is a predicted model, not a curated record. Lineage: Eukaryota; Fungi; Ascomycota; Dothideomycetes; Pleosporales; Didymosphaeriaceae.
AUGCCGUCCAAGUUUUUCAAGAACCGCAGGGUCUACCUGCUUACGAGCGUGGCCUAUAUGGGCAGUCUUCUGUUCGGCUAUGAUACGGGUGUCAUGGGAAGCGUGCUGUCACUCAAAGCCUUCAAAAAAGACUUUGGCCUUCCAACGGACUCUUCUGGAUUUGCAAGCGCCCAGAAUGCCUACGUAUCGUCCAACGUGGUGUCGCUCCUCACAGCUGGAUGCUUUUUCGGUGCCAUCGCUGCAGCCUUCCUCAACGAGCGCUUCGGUCGUCGAUAUUCGCUCAUGGGCUUCUCGGUCGUAUUUCUUGUCGGUGCGGCUAUUCAGACGGCUGCACACCAUAAGAUUGGAAUGAUAUAUGCUGGACGUGUAAUCGCUGGUCUGGGUAUCGGAGGAAUGUCAUCAAUCACUCCCGUGUUCGUAUCAGAGAAUGCGCCACCUGAGGUUCGUGGACGUAUCGCCGGCCUGUUUCAGGAAUUCCUCGUUAUUGGGUCAACCUUUGCCUACUGGUUGGACUACGGCGUGUCACUCCACAUCCCAGUAUCCACCAAGCAAUGGCGGGUGCCGGUGGCCAUUCAGCUCAUUCCGGGCGGAAUUAUGCUUAUCGGUCUGUUCUUCUUGAAGGAAUCGCCCCGUUGGCUUAUGAAGAAGGGACGUCAUAGUGAAGCCGCCGUGUCUCUGGCUCAUAUUCGAUGCGAGUCGGUGGACAGCCCGGAUGUAAUCAAGGAGCUUGCAGAAAUUCGGGCUGCUAUCGAGGAAGAGCUCAACGCGACUGAGGGAGUUACCUGGCGCGAAUGCCUUCUGCCAGGAAACCGCUACCGCUUCAUCACCGGCUUUGUUCUAAUGUUUUGGCAACAAUUCAGCGGAACAAAUUCAAUUGGGUACUACGCACCACAAAUUUUCCAGACAGUCGGUGUAUCGAAGAACAACGCCUCUCUCUUUGCUACCGGCGUCUACGGUACUGUCAAGGUUAUCACUACUGGAAUCUUCUUGAUCAUUGGCAUUGACUUCGUUGGUCGCAAGAAGUCUCUCAUGGCGGGGGCUGCCUGGAUGUCAGUGAUGAUGUUCAUCAUCGGCGCAGUAUUGGCCACGCACCCUCCGAAUCCAACCACAGCCUCAGCAGGCACUGUGUCUAAAGCGUCAAUUGCUAUGGUCGCCAUGAUCUAUCUAUACGUCAUCGGAUAUUCCGCGUCCUGGGGCCCGGUUCCCUGGGUUUACUUGAGCGAAAUCUUCCCUACACGACUCCGUGCGUACGGUGUGGGUAUGGGAGCGGCGACCCAGUGGUUGUUUAACUUCGUCAUAACCAAGAUCACGCCGGAGGCCAUCAACCACAUUGGAUGGAAGACGUUCCUGAUGUUCGGUAUCUUUUGUUUGUGUAUGGGUAUCUUUGCUUUCCUCUUCAUCAAGGAAACGAAGGGCCGGACGCUGGAGGAUAUGGAUGUCUUAUUUGGAGCUGUCUCUGCUGAGCAACGCGCACAGGACGUCGAGAGGAGCAUGGCGGUUGAGAAUAAGAAAAUGGAGCUCGAGGAGAGAGAGACGGUUAGGGAAGAGAGUAAAUAA